AUUACGGAGUGGAGCAUCCUUUCCAAAUGUCCCCAAAGGCCCACGUACGUAACUUAGCAAACAUGGAACUCCCCAUCCUUGUUAUCCUCUUCAUCUCAUUUUUUUGGUUCAUCAUCAAGCCAUAUGUCCAAUCUAAGUCCAAAAAGCUACCACCAGGUCCUACUGGCCUCCCAAUAGUUGGUUCAUUAUUCGAACUAGGUUCAAAGCCAAACCAAUCAUUAGCACAGCUAGCCAAAACACAUGGCCCUCUCAUGACUCUAAAAUUUGGCUCACUCACCACCAUAAUUGUGUCCUCAGCCGAUGUAGCCAAAGAAAUCCUCCACAAACACGAUGAAACUUUCUCAGCACGUAUAAUCCCCGGCGCAGUCGCCGCACAACCUAACCCUGAACAUACGUUAGCAUGGGUCAACGGUGAUCAUACAUGGAAAAAAAAGAGAAGGUUCCUUAGUACACAAAUGUUUAAUAAUCAACGUCUCGAUUUGCUUCAAGAACUUCGUCACCAAAAGAUGGAACAACUAGUGAACCAUAUAAGGAGCCAGUGCGACACUGGCUCCCCUGUUGAUAUUGGACGUGUCGCGUUUGCGACCACGUUGAAUUUAAUAUCCAACACGAUUUUCUCGAUCGAUAUGGUCGAUCCGGAGUUCAAAACGGCUCAUGAGUUUAAGGAAUUAGUGUGGACCAUUAUGGAGACUGCUGGGGUACCAAAUUUGUCUGAUUAUUUUCCAGUGCUAAAGUGGCUAGAUUUGCAAGGAGUGAGACGUCGUAUAAGGCCAGCUUAUUUAAGAUUGCAUGAGAUAUUUGAAGAACAAAUUGAAAUGAGAAUACAAGCUAAAGCUGAAGGGAUGAAGAAGAAAGGGGAUUUCUUGGAUGUACUUCUUGAUCAUUGUGAAGAUGAUGGUUCUGGAUUUGGUUCAGAUUUCAAACCUCUCAUGGUGGAUUUGUUCAUUGCCGGAAGUGAUACAUCGGCCAUAACAACAGAAUGGGCAAUGGCUGAACUCCUCCGAAAACCUGAAGAACUCAACAAAGUACGACAAGAAAUUAUCCAACAAAUAGGGACAGAGAGGCCAGUGAAAGAAUCAGACAUCAACAAACUCCCAUACCUUCAAGCAGUAGUAAAAGAAGCGAUGAGACUUCAUCCAGCAGUUUCAUUACUCUUACCACACAAAGCCCAAAAUGACAUAGAAGUGUUAGGCUACACCGUGCCUAAGGGCACUCAAGUUUUGGUGAAUGCUUGGGCAAUUGGAAGAGACCCGAAGUCAUGGGUAAGGCCACUAGAGUUUCUGCCUGAAAGAUUUAUUGAAUCUAGUGUGGAUUAUAAAGGUAGGGACUUUGAGUAUAUACCAUUUGGCGCGGGACGAAGAAUAUGUCCAGGAUUGCCACUAGCUAUAAGGAUGGUGAACUUAAUGUUGGCUUCUAUUAUUCAACCAUUUAAUUGGACGUUACCAGAUGGGAUGGCACCGGAGAAAUUGGACAUGGAGGAACAGUUUGGAGUUAGCUUGAGGAAGGCUACUCCUCUUGUUGCAAUUCCUAGCAUGGAACAAAAGUAAUGUAUUUGAAUUUCUUAGUGAUUUGGUUUGCAACUUUUUCUUUA
Molecule: messenger RNA, 1591 nt
Organism: Capsicum annuum
Lineage: Eukaryota; Viridiplantae; Streptophyta; Magnoliopsida; Solanales; Solanaceae
Product: geraniol 8-hydroxylase
Exons: 2
Coding region: 27-1547 (506 amino acids)
Molecular function (GO): oxidoreductase activity, acting on paired donors, with incorporation or reduction of molecular oxygen; iron ion binding; monooxygenase activity
Source: RefSeq, a predicted model, not a curated record